Molecule: messenger RNA, 495 nt
Organism: Adineta ricciae
Lineage: Eukaryota; Metazoa; Rotifera; Eurotatoria; Adinetida; Adinetidae
Source: the annotation of a GenBank genome assembly
AUGCAAAUAUCAAUUGUUAUCGAAUUCGUUUUUCUAUUUAUUUUUUCAACAAAUCGUCUUCGUUCUUCGUUGUUCACUCAAGCGGAUCCGGCGUCGUGCCGCCGACAAGUCGAAUGUUUCAUAUGUGACUCGCGAGAGAAUCAAGCGUGCGAAGAUUCACGAACAUUUACUCAAAAUCAAAUACCAACACGUUUAUGUGAUGAUUACUGCUUGAAAAUGUGGACGCGUGAAAACGAUAGUAUUUCCGGCGACGACAAAACAGCGGCAUCACGUUAUGUCCGACGUGAUUGUCAUAAAAUCUUUCGUUAUCAUAUCAAGAAAGCAGAAACUUGUUAUCAACAUAAGAAGCAUCAUUUGGAUUCAUUUUGUUUAUGCAGUUCGGAUCGAUGUAAUUCAUCUAUUAAUAUUCGACUAAAACCUGUCUAUUAUUGGCUUUUUUUCAUCUUUUUUAUUUUCUAUUGUCUCGAUGUGUUUUCCUUGGUUAUCAAUUAUUAG